UCCAGUUUUGUCAGCAACCGUUAGCCCACACUACCUUUCGCCCUCUUUAUUUUUCAUUGCUGAAAAGAAAUGUUUUUUUUUUAUGCUUACUCACCGCACACUAUCUCGUUUAACGCCAAAAAUCUUCUUGUUCAUUGCCUGAAUUUGUUUCCCAAAAUCUUCAUCUCAAUCUCUGGUUUUCCACUUUCCUCUCCUUUCCAUUGCCUACUUCUGCCUUUACUUGUCUUCUUAGCUUCUCCUCCUUUUAUUCACAUAUAUUUCUCUACCCCUUCUCCUUCCCUUUACUCCUCUUAAGCUUUCUCACUGCAACCUGUUACUCUCAUUCUUCUCCUCGUCUGUUUCUUUUUUUGUUACUGUUUUUGCGUUCUUCCUUGAGAAAAGGGUCUCUUUCUUAUAAUGUAAUCUUGAUCAAAUUGUCUUUUUUUGCUUCCUUUCUCUGUUUGAUUAAUGCUCAUUUCUUGCUUUAAACUUGUUCUGGUAUGUUUGCAGUUAUGGAUUCUCGUUAAUAUUGCUCCACUGCCAUUUUUUUUUUAUCUUAAAGGUUUCUUCUUGGAUUUUUAUCAACGCCCAUUUGCUUUAGAUUGUUUUAAACGAUCUGAAAUGGAGUUUAGGAUGAUGGGUUUUCGUUAAUUUUCCGGUAUUUCGCUUUUAAACUCUUUAAAACUUUUAACUUAUGUGAGAUUCCUGUUUGGCUUUUUUAGCAUGUAAGAUUGUAGCAUGUAAUUUGUCAAAGAUCUAACUGCCUUUGUGCUUGUUGUUUUAAUUUUGGCGGGAUUUAGUUGAUAUCAAGAAAGCUUCUGUUUUGUAAAAAAAAAGAGGUAAAUAAAGAAGGAUUAUGGAUCUAAGUUUGGUUGAAUUUGAUCAUUAAUUUCGAUCUGAAGAGAUGGAUAACAUUUUUUGGUUCCGUUCCGUUAACUAAGACCUUUAUUAAAUUCACUUAUGGAAUUUGCUCGCUAGCACUUAGCUCCCUUGACUUUUUUUGCAGACAAACUGAAUUUCAGGUGUUUUGAUUCGUAUCUAAUUUGAUUCUUUUCAUAGGAAUAUAUCUAAAUCAUUCUUUACACAUUCAUUGAAAUGUAAGUUUAUUUUAUUCUGAAUAUUUAGUUACUGCCCUUAUCAAGGGUCAAUUUACACAUAGGAAAAAUGAUAAACUCCCAUCAUUUUUCUCCUACAAUGACCAGCCAAAUGUUAUCUGUAUACCCAUAAUUUCACCAACUUAAUUAUCUUACCUUAUGCAACUUUAGUUUCCGUACUGGCCUCUCGAGUCCUUCAAUCUUUUUCAGUGUGUUGUGUCUUGUAUUCUGUCUUUCAUUGAGUUCUGUCAACUGAGAAAGUGAAAGAAAAAGUCAACAUUGAGGUACCAUGGAAGAAACUUUUGUUCCAUUCCGUGGAAUCAAGAAUGAUCUGAAAGGAAGGCUUUUAUGCUACAAGCAAGACUGGACUGGUGGCUUAAGUGCAGGUAUCAGGAUUCUUGCUCCAACGACAUAUAUAUUCUUUGCUUCGGCAAUUCCAGUUAUAUCCUUCGGAGAGCAGUUGGAAAGAAAUACAGAUGGAAGUUUGACUGCAGUACAAACUCUUGCAUCGACAGCACUUUGUGGAAUCAUUCAUUCACUUGUUGGAGGACAGCCCUUGCUCAUACUUGGAGUUGCAGAGCCAACAGUAUUGAUGUAUACGUUUAUGUUCAACUUUGCAAAGGACCGGAAAGAUUUGGGGCAUAAACUCUUCUUAGCCUGGACUGGAUGGGUUUGUGUCUGGACGGCACUUUUGCUUUUCAUAUUGGCAAUUUUAGGGGCAUGUUCUAUAAUAAAUCGUUUUACACGUGUUGCCGGUGAAUUAUUUGGUCUACUAAUUGCGAUGCUUUUCAUGCAGCAAGCUAUUCGGGGAAUUGUGGAGGAGUUUGGCAUUCCUCACAGAGAAAAUCCUGAGCAAACAGCAUUGCAGGCUUCUUGGCGAUUUGGGAAUGGAAUGUUUGCACUGGUUCUGUCCUUUGGGCUCCUCCUUACUGCACUAAAGAGCCGUAAAGCAAGAUCCUGGCGCUAUGGAACAGGCUGGCUUCGAGGUUUUGUAGCAGAUUAUGGGGUGCCACUUAUGGUGCUUUUGUGGACUGCUGUUUCCUACAUACCCGUUAAUGAUGUUCCAAGAGGUAUUCCAAGGCGUCUUUUCAGUCCAAACCCAUGGUCUCCCGGUGCAUAUUCUAAUUGGACUGUUAUCAAGGAAAUGGUGAAUGUGCCCCCUCUUUACAUAGUUGGGGCAUUUAUUCCAGCAACCAUGAUUGCCGUCCUUUACUAUUUUGACCACAGUGUAGCAUCUCAACUUGCUCAACAGAAAGAGUUCAAUCUGAAAAAGCCACCUUCAUACCAUUAUGACCUUCUUCUUUUGGGUUUUCUGGUUAUAUUAUGCGGUCUUAUUGGCAUUCCACCAUCUAAUGGUGUUAUUCCACAGUCCCCUAUGCAUACAAAAAGUUUAGCAACUCUUAAACAUCAGCUUUUGCAUAAUAAGCUUGUAUCAACUGCCCGGAAAAGUAUUAGUAGAAAUUCAAGCCUGAGUCAACUAUAUCAAAGCAUGCAAGAGGCAUACAAUGAGAUGCAGACUCCACUUGUCUAUCAGCUUCCAUCCACUCUGGGACUGAAAGAACUGAAAGAAUCCACUGUCCAACUGGCUUCAAGUACUGGUAACAUUGAUGCACCUGUUGACGAGACCAUUUUUGACGUUGCUAAGGAAAUCGAUGAGCUUUUACCUGUAGAAGUCAAAGAACAACGUUUCAGUAACUUGCUUCAGGCAUUGAUGGUUGGUGGGUGUGUUGCUGCUAUGCCUCUACUUAAGAAGAUCCCCACUUCUGUUCUUUGGGGUUAUUUUGCUUUCAUGGCCAUCGAAAGCUUGCCAGGAAAUCAAUUUUGGGAGAGAAUAUUGCUGCUUUUCACUGCUCCAGGUCGGCGAUACAAGGUGUUGGAGGAUUCUCAUGCAACCUUUGUUGAGAUUGUACCUUUCAAAACUAUCGCCACCUUUACCUUGUUCCAGACAGUUUACUUGCUAGUAUGCUUUGGCAUAACAUGGAUCCCAAUAGCUGGGGUCCUUUUCCCACUUUUGAUCAUGCUUCUUGUGCCAGUGCGCCAAUAUUUGCUCCCCAAGUUUUUCAAAGGUGCCCAUCUUCAGGACCUUGAUGCCGCAGAAUAUGAGGAAGCUCCAGCCAUUGCCUACAACAUGACAUUUGAAGACCAAGAAAGGCAGGCAACAGCUACUAAUAGCGAUGGUUUAGAAAUUCUAGAUGAAAUUAUGACAAGAAGCCGUGGAGAAAUCCGGCGUACACAGAGUCCUAAAGUAUCAAGUACAACUCCAUCUUCAGUAGGGGACAUAAAACCUUCUUACAGCCCAGGGGUCUUGCAAAAUGCCUAUAGUCCUCGGAUUAGUCAACUGAGGGGAAAGACUGAAAAGGUACUUGAAUUAAAGCAAACUCCCAGUCCUGGGCCAUCUACACUUGGACAAAGUAGUCGUGCUUCAUCAUCAAUCUAAAAGAAAAAUAAUAAUAAGUCCUCUUUUUUAAUAUCUAUUUAGUGGUGUGGUUUGAUAAGUUUAAAUGUCAGUGCAACUCGAGAGGUCUUUUGUUUCAGUGUGUUUUCCUGUUCUGUCUAACAAUAGGGUGAUUGACACUUCUUUUACUUUAUUAUUUUACCCUUUACUACCGAA
Messenger RNA from Gossypium raimondii (Peruvian cotton), 3684 nucleotides. RefSeq names its product probable boron transporter 2. The record is from RefSeq and is a predicted model, not a curated record. Gene Ontology annotation, molecular function: solute:inorganic anion antiporter activity. The transcript has 12 exons. Gene Ontology annotation, cellular component: plasma membrane. Bases 1363 to 3510 code for a protein of 715 amino acids. Gene Ontology annotation, biological process: monoatomic ion homeostasis; transmembrane transport; monoatomic anion transport. Lineage: Eukaryota; Viridiplantae; Streptophyta; Magnoliopsida; Malvales; Malvaceae.